AUGACGUUCAUCACGCAGCAGACGACUCCGUCAUAAUAAUCUGAAGCAGACGCAUUUUUCGCCGACGAUGUCUUCAAAGCGUAGAAAGCAAAAUAAACCGGUUAAAGCCGCUUUUAUUAAAGAAAAUGAAGGAAGUCAUUUGGAAACAAAUCCACCGACCACAAGGAGCCGGAGCAGGAGAAGAGCAGCCAUGACCCAGCGCAGAAAGAAACAACAAAAGCAAACCCCUGAGCCUGCAGCACCCCUGAGACGAAGUACAAGGAAACGAAAGAAGAAGCAGUUCUUUUAUGCAACAAAGACCAAUAAGGCGACUACUCCAUCCCCACCCAGAUCCAGAAAACGGAAGGUCUCGUCAAGCGAAUCGGAAUCUGAUAACGAAGCCAACAGCAUCUACUCGUCACAAUCAGAUGACGAACAGUCAGAUGGGGGAGAGUCUAGUGGCUUGGCUCUCUUGGCCGCAGUGUCCAAUGCCGACCAGGCACUGGCAAACAAGAGACAACAGCAGUCUGGGAGGGCCAGGAGAGAUGCGUCGACCCCUGAGGCAGCUCUGGGGCGUAAGCGAGAGCAGUCAGUCAAGUACAGGGGCUUCUCCGUCAGCAGGAUCAGGAAGGGUUCCCCGUCCAAGCGGCAGAAGACGGUCCUGGACGUGGACGUGCUGCGCAAGUUCUCCAUCGCAAAGCUCAUCAGUCAGUUCUCGGUGUACUCCUCCAUGAAGGUGCCCAAGGAUGCCUUCAGCACCACUGUCAGACACUCCUACACCUGCACCAUGCUGCCCGGUAUCUGCAAUGAGAAGUUUUGCGGCCUCCUGGCCGACACCAAGAACCAGAUCAAACGCCACCUGCUGCGCCACAUUGGGGAACUGCUGACCAUGACCACACAGAAUAGCCCAAGUUUUACAGCAGAUCAAAAGCCCACAAGUGAUGGUUCAGACAUGGAAGACACGGCACAAGUACAAAAGGAAACGGACAUGGUGACCUAUGCCAUCCCAUCAGGCACAAGGCACGUCACUGUCAACCUGCCCAGAUCACUGGACAUCAAGGAGUCCAGCUACACCCUGAUCCGUUCAUCGGCAGGGGUCAAUGAGGUUGUGCUGCUACCUAAGGGCUGCCUGGUCAGCCUGGCCAGCGUGGUGGAAGAGCUCAAACCCCACCAGUUCGGCAAGUCGCCUCCUGGGAAGUUAUCCCCGUUGAAAGUGGAGCAGGACUGGAUGGAUGAGGAGGUCAUCGGGUCUGAUAACGAUGACGACGGCGAUGUCAAUGACGAGAACAAAGAUGAGAUCAUGGACGAGGAGAGACUUGUGGAGAACUUCCUGAAAGAGGUCAUCCAAGAUGACGAAUGCUCCAUGCGCCAAGUACUGGGCGCCACCACCCAGUUCAUGGAUUCCAACGUAGAGAGCAACGUCAUUGCACCAGAAUCCCAGACAGUGGAGUGCGACAUUGAGAUCCGAACCAAACGGAAGAAAUACACCAAGAGGUACGAUCUGCCACGGGAGGUUGGCAAGUGCCAAAAGACCACGGAGAGACCCAACAGGAAGCAGGCGUCGUCUAAAGGCAUCGAGGGGGUAGAACCCCCACAUGCUGACCAUAACUAUGCCUUUAAUAUCUUCGGCACGCAUGCGGAGGCUGAUCAAAUGGCGAGUCCACAUACAGAUUCACGUGGCCAGCCGAUUUCAGAGCCGGAAGUGUCAGACAAUGAGAUGGUGUAUCUACUCCCACGGCAUCAGGUGAAUGCACGCAAAGCUAAAAGACUAAAGAAACCAAGACCUCAGAGUAUCAAGAACAAACGAAAGAUCAAGAAAGAACCUAAGCCACCUACAGAAGAGGAUACCAAAAAUAAGACAAAAGCCUUGGAGAUACUGAGCCUCUUGAGCCAGAAGUCCAGGGAUAGGAAAGGUCCGUUCACCUGCGAAAUCUGUGGUAAAAAGGUGACAGCGACGGGAACACUCCGUGCCCACUAUCGCAGCCAUGCAGGAAUCAAACCGUUUGAAUGCGGCCAGUGCUCGGCCACCUUCACCCGUCUCCACAGCCUCAAAUACCACCUGAUGAUCCACAACGAACAGACCCGCUUCAUGUGCGACCACUGCGGCCGGGAGUUCCGGCACUCCAGCCACUUCCGGGAACACCUGCGGCGCCACACGGGGGAGGAACCCUACGGCUGCACCGACUGCCCGCUGCGCUUCAAGACCAGGAACACCUACAAGAGACACCUGAAGGCCAAACACCAGAAGAAGCUCACAGCCAAGGGCAUCUCACUGAUCAUCAAGAAAGAUAAAGAUUAAAAAUCAGGAUCCCUAACAAAGGACAUUUGAAGCCAAAUACCAGAGAAGUAUCACAGCCAAGGGCAUCUCACUGAUCAUAAAGAGAUUAAGACCAGGAACAGCUACAAGAGACGCCUCAAGGCAAGACAGAUAAGACUAAAGGCCAGGAUCUCCUAAAAGGGACACCUGCAGACCAGAAAUUAAAAGAAACUCACAUCCAAUAGCGUCUCACUGAUCAUCAAGAAAGAUACAGACUAAGAACAGAACACCUACAUAGGACAACCAAAGACCAAACACCAGAGAAACUCACAGCCAUGGGUAUCUCACUGAUUAUCAAGAAAGAAAAAGACUAAGCACAGGAACACCUAGUACAUAGGACAACCAAAGGCCAAACACCAGAGAAACCCACAGCCAAGGGUAUCCCACAUAUCGUCAAGAAAGAUAAAGACUAAGAACAGGAACGCCUACAAAGGACAACCGAAGCCCAAACAUCAGAGAAAAGUCACAGCCAAGGUAUCUCACUGAUCAAGGAAGUCAGACUAAAAACCAGGAUCUCCCACGAAGGACACCUGAACGCUAGAUGCUCAAAGUCAGUUUUCUAUACUACAGGUAUCAUCCUAAUGGCUGGUACAUGUACUUAACUAUUUUUUUCUACAUUUAUUUUCAAUACACUGGUAUAAUUACAGGUAACGUUCCGAGUCACACUGAUUCACUUAAACCAUUAUGUUUACAAGCCAUAAUGUCCACGUCUUCUCGAAUGGGCUUUAUCCCAAAAUUCAUCCUGCGAACCAUGAGGCUUGAAAAUCACAGCCCUUGUCAUUUUGAAGUUGCCCAGGUCUCUGCAAAUACAUCAA
Patiria miniata (bat star) is the source of this 3111-nucleotide messenger RNA. RefSeq lists its product as uncharacterized. Lineage: Eukaryota; Metazoa; Echinodermata; Asteroidea; Valvatida; Asterinidae. Gene Ontology annotation, cellular component: nucleus. The coding region runs from base 68 to 2278 and encodes 736 amino acids. Gene Ontology annotation, biological process: regulation of transcription by RNA polymerase II. The transcript is spliced from 6 exons. Gene Ontology annotation, molecular function: RNA polymerase II cis-regulatory region sequence-specific DNA binding; DNA-binding transcription factor activity, RNA polymerase II-specific. The record is from RefSeq and is a predicted model, not a curated record.